Messenger RNA from Fusarium fujikuroi IMI 58289, 1287 nucleotides. RefSeq lists its product as uncharacterized. Lineage: Eukaryota; Fungi; Ascomycota; Sordariomycetes; Hypocreales; Nectriaceae. The record is from RefSeq and is a predicted model, not a curated record. The coding region runs from base 1 to 1287 and encodes 428 amino acids. The transcript has 2 exons.
AUGAGCCUUAGCCCUCGAUAUCCCGGCGCCGAAGAAGAGGAGCGUGAACGGAAUGAGCGUUGGGAGGCUCGUGUUAAGGAACUCACUCUGCUCCCCGAUCCCAGACCACGCGCCUUAACGCCGGACCCAAACCUUCUAUCCAGCUCCAAUAACUCCACUGCUUCUGUCUCCGGUCCAAGGCCCAGGUAUCAAGAAACUUGCCUCUGGUUUCGAGUUCCACCAAAUAUCCGGAGUGACAUUCUUAGACUAGCAUUCGGAGAUACCCGCAUUCAUAUAAAUAUGGAGUACAACCGUCCGCAUAUUGCCCAUCCAGAGAGUUCUAGUCUUCACUGUGGGAUCGUUGUCGGUCCCGGAGAGUAUCCAGGUGAAGAAAUGCGGGUUCUCGAUAAAACUAAGCCAGCGACAUGGCGAUGGUGGAGUUCGAGAUGUCACCGCUCCUAUCCUGACGAGACAAAGAACCAAGGCCCUAUGACACGAGGAGGUGCUCCAGGGCCAUGGGUUGACAAUUGUCGCAACGGAGGUAACUCUAGUGUUUGCGAGGCAUGGAAGGAACAGGAAGGUUCUUCUGCGUGUCGCGUUGGCGUAAUGGGUUGGCUUCUUUCUUGUCGUCAGAAUUAUAUAGAGACUAUUGAUGUCUUGUACUCCACAAACACUCUGAUCUUACAAGGUUCACGCAUGAUCAAUCGUCUUUCACAGAUGCUCCUCCCUCAGCGUCUUGCCACAGUGACUUCUCUCGAAGUUAUCUGGCCCUUUAAGACCAACUUCACUCCCGACCAGGACUACGAUGAUCUGGAUCAAGGCCAUCUCAGAUCUGUGUUGGAUCUGCUGUUACCAUCACAAUUUCCUGCACUGCGACGACUUUACGUUGAAUUUCACGACGGUCAAGAAUGCUUCCUCGGGACUUCUGGCCUUGAGGUGUAUGAGGAGAUCAUUCUUCGACAAUUGGAUUCAUUCGCUCAGCGCAUGACUCACCUCACGGAAUGCGCUUUUGCACUGCCGGACUACUUCUUUCGACGUCUUCACUAUGAAGCCAGAGAAGAAGCUGUUGAGUGUAGCGAUGGCAUAAGGUCUUAUUAUAGUAGGAGGUCUUACCAGCAGGUCUGGCGAGACUUCAAUGGAAGCAUGGCGGCUGUGGUGUUGCCAUAUGUCGACAGCUAUCCCAAGCCUCCAUUCCAAGUGCUCCAAGAAGAUGAGCAAGCCGCUGGGUAUUGGAUUCUCGAAGCUUCGGAUGAAAAGAUAAUGGAUAGCCCAGAGGAGCCCGCCCACUGGUGUGGGUCGUCAUUGUGA